GUUUCUGGUGAAAGGAGGUGGUGUUUGGUUUUCCUAGCAAUUCCAAAAUUGCUUUAGAACGCCUCGUAAAAAUGGUAGGAUGAUACUUGUAAAAACACGGUAUAGCCGUAUAGAUGUAAAUUGUGUUGUCGGCAAAUGAAUUUAAACUGUAAAAUAAUCCUGCUGGCUCUUGUUAGCUCUUCCGAGCUACCAGGCUAAUUUAUAACAACAGUCGCGAGCUAGCAUAGUUAGAGCUAGCUUGCUAACGUUACCUUCUUUAGCUGUUUGCUAACUGGCUAGUAUAGCUAGCUGGGCAGUAAAAAUAUAUUCAAUGAAGUCCUGCAGGUGCUGGCAUUUACAUGUGACAAAUUCUCCGCAUAGUAUACACGUUUUCUGAUAUACGUGUGUAGAACUGGUUGUUAUAGCUAGCUAGCUAUCCGAAUUGUGAUUGAAUAUUUGGGGGACUACCUGGAGAAGUCAAGUCUGAACAGGAUGGAGAGCCAUCAUGGAUGUUUGUUGUGGCUGGGGAUAUGGACUCUGCAGUUGACAACGUCGCUAGUUCAAUGUGUUCCUCUUCCGUAUUCAGACAGAGUGGAGUUGGGGGAGGAGGCGCUCCAGUUGUCUCUGCUGGUGUCGGUCUGUGCCCUGGUGGUGCUGGUCGUGGUGCUCUUCAACUGCGUCAGCUGUUGCAAGGAGCGAGAAAUCAACUUCAAGGAAUUUGAGGACAACUUUGAAGAUGAGAUCGACUUCACCCCUCCGGCGGAGGACACCCCCUCCAUGCAGUCCCCAGCGGAGGUGUACACUCUGGCCGUACCCCCCGUUGCCAUGCCAGGGCCACCCCAUUUGGACCUGCCCAGGAUUGCAGAUGGAUCGUCGGGCCCGCAUGUUGCUCGCCACACCCUCAGUUACAUCCAGGAAAUCGGCAGCGGCUGGUUUGGCAAGGUUCUGCUCAGCGAGAUCUACGCUGACCCGGGCGCCUCCAGAGUGGUGGUCCAGGAGCUGAAGGCCAACGCAGGCGCCAAGGAGCAGAACGACUUCCUCCAGCAGGGAGACCCCUACAGGGUCCUCCAGCACCCCAACAUCCUCCAGUGUCUCGGUCAGUGUGUGGAGGCCAUCCCCUUCCUGCUGGUCUUUGAGUACUGUGACCUGGGCGACCUGAAGAGUUACCUGGCUCAGCAGGACUGGCGCUAUGGCAAGGCUGAGCUGCUGCAGCUGCAGAGGAUGGCCUGUGAGGUCGCCGCCGGGGUCACCCACCUCCACAAGCACAACUUCCUGCACAGUGAUUUGGCCCUUAGAAACUGCUUUUUAACUGCUGACCUGACUGUUAAAGUUGGAGAUUACGGGAUAGGACCGUACAGAUAUAAGGAGGAUUACAUCACUACGGAGGAGGACCAGCUGGUUCCUCUGCGCUGGCUGGCCCCUGAGCUGGUGGGGGACCUCCAUGGUGGUGUCAUCACCGCAGAACAAACAAAGCCUGGAAAUGUGUGGUCAUUGGGCAUUACGUUGUGGGAGCUGUUUGAGAAUGCCAACCAGCCCUACCCUCACCUGUCUGAUAGAGAAGUGCUCAACCAUGUGAUCAGGGAUCAACAGAUCAAACUCUUCAAGCCACAGCUGGACCUGCCAUACUCCGAGAGAUGGUACGAGGUGCUGCAGUUCUGCUGGCUGCCUCCAGACAAGCGGGCGACGGCGGAGGAGGUGCACCGGCUGCUGACCUACCUGCGCAUGCAGGGCCAGAAGGACGUGGAGGACGACUUCGAGCAGCGCUGGAACGCCCUGCGGCCCAACCCCUGCGCCCGCCAGACCACCGUCAGCCACUCGUCCUUCCCCAUCCUGGAGACGCUGGACGAGGGCGGCGAGCCGGACGAGAUGCUGACCGUCACCGAGACCAGCCGCGGCCUCAGCUUCGAGUACGUGUGGGAGGGCGCCAAGCACGACCACUACGACAGCCACAGCCGCGCCGCCCUGGACUCCACGCUCAACUACAACAGCGUCUUCUUCCCCGUGCCCAGCCAAGACAUCCACGCCCUCUUCCCGCCGUCGGCCGGGGAUCCCGGGGCUCAUCAUCAUCAGCAGCAGCAGCAGCCGCCGCCGCCGCAGCGCGUCAGUCCUCCCGGCCAGGGAGUGCCCGGCGUCCUGCCGGUGUUCGACGCCCGCGAGGUGGCCUCCGGGAAGGACUACUACAUCCAGCUGGAGGACCAGGAGGAGAGCACCACCGACUCGCAGGACCUGGUGGCCAAGGCCGAGCCGCCGCCGCCGCCCGCCGAGUCGCAGCACUUCCUGAUGCUGCACGACGCGCGCAUGAUGGACGAGUCCAGCACCGACGCCGACUUCUUCCACGGCAGCCUGGACUCCAAGGACUCCUUCAUGCCCGACAGCCACACGUGGUCGUCCAGCGAGCACGACAGUCCGUUCCACACCAACAUCUUCAGCGAGGGCGACGCCUCCAAGCUGGACGAGCCCCACUCGUGGAGGACGGGCUUCCUGGACCUGCCGGAGAUGGGCGGACACAGCAACGGCGGCUUCCAGCAGGGGAGCGCCGGCCCGGACCCGGCCCGGGCCCAGACGCAGGCCCGGUCUCCUCCGAGCACGGAGCAGGACAGCCCGGCUUUCUCAGGACCGGACGGACGGAGGGACGUCUUGCUGCUGGAGGAGGACGGCGGGACGGACGACGACGCGGACUUCUCGAGGCUCCUGAACACCGAGAAGCUGGCCGACAACUUCCUGUUUCUCAAGGAGAAGAGUCUGAUGAAGGAGAGCCCCGAUUCGGGCAAACUGGACCAGAACGCCAACUCCGCCGGCAGUCCGAUCACGAGCCUCUUGGAGAGCGAAGAGCUCGCGGAAAAAGCGUCCGUGACCGAGGACACGGCAAAAUCUGUAGCGAACGUUUCCCCCCUCUCAAACGCGGAGCUGCUGCACUUUUCGGACGCUGACUUUGGGGGGCUUCUGCAGCCUUUAGGGAACGAAACUCUGGUGCCUUCCAAACCCUCGCUUUCAGCAGAGGCCGGCAGCAGCAGCAACCUGUCGCCUGUCAGUAGUGCUUCUCCCGGCGACGAACCCACUGCUGCGCCGCUCUCUCCUGGCUCUGAGAUCUCUCUUGCUCUUUCCUCUACCUCCCCCAGUGCAGAGGCCCUCGCAGGUCCAGUCCCGGUCUGUCUGGCCACUGGUCCCCAGUCCCCUGUGCUCAGUCCAAGUGCCACUCCAGAAAUGACGUGCGCCGUUGCCAAAACGCCCAGCAUUGACGACCCCUUAGACCUCUUUCAGGAUCACAUGCAAGUACAACAACACAUAGGAACAGACUUUACAGAACUGAAUCACGUCUCUUCCUCAGAACUCGUUGGCUCGUUAGCCAAAGACAAAGACCCAUACAGCGCCGUUUCUCUGACCGACUCGGCCGUAGACGUGGACAAAGGCUUGGACACGGAGACGGACCACCUGCCAACGUGCACCGACGAGGAGAGCAGCUUCGCGGACGGCCUGUCUCAGGACCGGACCUCGCUACAGGUGUCCGAACCCUGUCUGGACCAGAUCAGUCAGGACAGCCUUCUGGACGACAGCCUCUCCUCCCCACUGCCAACCACGGAGAACUCCGCCGAGACGCCGGACUCGCUGGACUCUCUGGACAUCCACAGACUCGGGGGUCAGGAGGAGGCCCACGGCACCCCGGCGCCGUGCAAGCUGCAGCCCCCGUACAAGACGGCCGACAGCGGCUACGAGACGGAGAACCUGGAGUCCCCGGAGUGGAACUCUCAGCCGGUUCAGGACGGCGCCUCCAGGGAGAGCGAAGAAGCCGGCGGCUCCUCGGCGGAGGCCCCCUCCACGCCGCUGGUCCCGCCGGAGAUCGUCGUGUCCGAGGUCGAGAACGGACACGAGGAAGCGGCAGACGAGGAAGCGCAGCAGCGGGAAGGCGCCGCGGACCAGCAGGAGGAAGCGCCCCCGUCCGACGUCUACAUCACCGGCAGCUACCGAGACUCGGCCUACUUCUCCGACAACGAGCUGGAGACCGACCGGCGGUCCGAGGAGACCAACGGGGGCACGCCCGUCGAGGCCCCGGCCUGGCUCGGGGAGUCUGCCCACGCGGAGCCGCGCAGCACCGGCGACGCAGUGACCCCUCCUCAGGAGACGCCGGACCCCCAGACCGGUACGUCAGCGGUCACGUCCGAUCCGGCCUCUGGCCUCAUUGACGCCGCCGCGCUCCCGGAGUCCACAAGGAACGGUGUCCCUGAGCCUGUUCUUGGAGCAGAGGAGAACCGUGCUGAGGAGAGUCUGGUGUCUGCUGAAGCUCCUCAGCAGGAAGCCCAGAAGACGGCUACGUUCUCUGACGCGAGUUCUUCAGUCCCCGCCGCAAGCACAGAACCCUCGGCGAAGGCCUCCGCCAACGUCACGGAACCCCCUGCGAGGCCCCCGCUGGACAACAUGUCCCACGCCAAGCUGACCAGGACGUACGCCGCCGAGAUCACCCGUCGGAAGGAGCCGGACAGCGAGGGCCGGUACCUGAGCCGUCGGGAAGCCGCCGCCGCGGCCGCCUUAGCCGCCGCCGCCGCCGGGGAGGACGGCCGCGAGGACGGCAUGGACGCCGACGAGGAGGACGAGAACAGCGACGACUCGGACGACGAGCGGCACAGCGCGUACCGCCUGCACAGCAGCAGCGAGGAGAGCGAGGACGACGUGGAGCACCCGGUGCCCCAGAUCAUCUGCGACACCAGCGACGCGGGCCGCCUCAAGAGCCUGCUCAAGCCCGCCGCGCUCGCCGUGGACAAGGCCUCCGCAGCGGCAGAUGCCAGCGACAACGACGGCUCCAAAAGAGCCGUGUCCUUUUUUGAUGAUGUCACUGUCUACCUCUUUGAUCAGGAGACUCCAACUAAAGAGUUGGGAGACCACACUCUUGGCUCCAACAGUCAGGUGUCAGAAUUCAGCAGCCCUGCACAGUCCACUGGUUACCUGAACAGGUUCACUAACUCCACAGAGAGCUCCACUGAUGAAGAAGGUGGCGGCUUCGAGUGGGACGACGACUUCUCCUCGUCCGAUUCCUCCUUCCUCGCCAAGGCGGCCAGCGACGUGGCGGCCUCCAAGCCCUCGCCCUUAGGUGCCUCACGCUACUUCUCUCCGCCGCCCCAGAACCGGGGCCCGGACACCAGCUGGACCAGCUCCUCCUCCUACUCCCGCUUCUCCAUCUCCCCGGCCAGCAUCGCCAGCUUCUCGCUCACACACCUCACCGACUCCGACAUAGAGCAAGGGGGCAGCAGUGAGGAUGGAGAGAGGGACUGAGGGGACGGAGUCUCAGCACUGAGCCAUUGGAGAGGACGUUGCCCUGGCUGGUCAGGCUUUGCAAACCUCUCCCCUCAGUGCUAAGGACUGCAGCUUCAGACCAAUCCCUUUGACUUUACUGCGGACGGACGCCACCACUUGCACCCUCUCUAUCAAAAACUCUUUUGUCGUCUUCACCCAACAGUGGCGAGGAAUCUAUUUUUGACUGAAACACGAUCCUUUGCAUCUAUGAUCAUUCAGUGCAUCUCGGAUCAUUCCUCUCUGUGCAAUCCCUCAAGAAACCAUUGAACCAUUCUGCAUUCUGCCGCAAGAGACGGCAGGAGAGAAGCAAACAAACAAACAAACACAACGGUGUUGAACUUCAAGAGCUUCCCCCAGUGUCUUACCUGGUUUCUGUGUGCGCUCUUACAUACCCUGUACUCACACUGUACACACUCUUAGCUACAGAUAUCUGCUUUAAACUAAUGACGGUUGAGUAAUCUUGUUUUUUUUUUCCUCACUGAUAACUGGCAACACUGGCUGUCCUCUCAAGCUACUAGAUAAUAGAGAUUUCCUGUUCUGUGUUGACUGCCUUUUCCUUUUGAAGUAGAUGUUUUCAUUUUUCCCCCCUUAGAAAAAUACCACGCAGUCUGCGUUCACUUGAGUCUCAGCACCCCUGUGUUGAGUCGUCUUGUCCUUCCUCCUGGGUUUAGGUUGCAGUGUUACGCCAGAACAAUGAGUUUGCAGCUCACGGUCACCUCAUGAGACGAGACACUGUUGAGGCCAAGCAGCCAGGGAAAUAACACGGUUAGGACUGUAUUUAUCUCGGCGUGGUCUUGACCCAUACUGUACGUCGUGGACACUCACAAGAGACCCAUCAUUCACUCACCCACCCGUGCUGAGGAUAUGACCCUCCAGUCCGCACACUGUACCAGGCCUAAUCUCCAUGCCCCUGGCAUUGCCCGACAUCAGUGGAUCUGCAUUGUGCCUACACCGUUUUUGCCCCCCUGAUUCACACAUUCACACAUUCACAUACACACUCCACAAAACUAAACCACUAACCUAGUGGAUACUCAUGCCAUGUGCUGAAAUGCUUUAGAGGACCGGCGAUAUGUUUUCAGUAAGAGAAUGUAAUAUGAAUUGUCUUCAUAUAUUAUGCUGUGAAGCUGAGGAUACACAGUGACCUGUUUGAUGGUUUCAAACAAAACCCUACUGUAAGACUUCCUGUUCAGAAGCUUCCCCUUUUCUUUCUGUGGUGAGAUCAAAAGGGAAUGGGUUUGGGGUCAGAAGAGUCCUUCUGCCUCUCCCAUGUCAAACAUGCUAAUGACGCUGAAGGACAAAAUGUUGAGUCUUGUAUUUAUUCUGUGCUUUUCAAUCAGAAUAGAGAGGUGGAGGCCACUUCUGCUCUAGAGCUUUCUGUAUCACGCCCUAUUUUAGUACACUUUGGACAGCAGAUCUCCACUAUUUGGGGAAUCCCCCCCACUGCUCAUGCCCUUCAAUGGUAAAUCAUUUCAUUGGGCUUUGUUUGUGUGUGUAUAUAUUAAAUUAAUUAAUAAAUUUCAAGCAAGAUAAGCUGAUUUUUCCCCCCAUUAUCUUGACUGAAAGUUAUGACUUAAAUUGAGUUCUCUCAACACAGCUCGGUUGCAGCUGUCACACAGCUGUGUUAUGGAGGCUGAUGGUGUUGACUAGCGUGUGAAUGGAUCUGCUGAAGUAACGGGUGGAUGGCCUUUGUUUAAUUCACAGACAGAAGUCCCAUAUUUUAGCAAACCCACAUCCGUAUUACCAGCAGUCUCUGUGAGUUGAACUGAACAUUUUAUUUAAGGAAAUGAUCGGUUUUUUUUUGUUUUGUUUCUUUUCCCAUUGUAUAUUGCUUAAUCUUGCACAUCUGAAAAGUGUAACUUAAAUGUUAAACUGUACUCAUGUAUAUAAACGUUUAAUUUUGUCUGUACAUUGGGAAUGGUGUAAGCUCUAGUUUGAGGUUUCAAUUUGUAAUUUAAGGUGAAACAAAUGACGACAUAUCAUGGUUUCGAAUGAUGUGAAGAUAAAGACGUUUAAAUUAAGGACAAUGACCAGAAGAUACAGUCUUGCUGUGUCUGUAUGCGUAACUUGUACAUUUUAAAAAAUUGUGCUAUUUUUACUUAAUAUUGAUGAUCCUACUUAGUGUAAUUGAAUGAAUUGUUUAUAAUUACACUGUUUAAUAUGGAAAUAAAUGAAGAUGUACUUCUG
This is a messenger RNA of Sardina pilchardus (European sardine), 7449 nucleotides long. RefSeq names its product lemur tyrosine kinase 2 (gene lmtk2). Gene Ontology annotation, biological process: protein phosphorylation. The transcript has 14 exons. Gene Ontology annotation, molecular function: protein kinase activity; ATP binding. The coding region runs from base 472 to 5244 and encodes 1590 amino acids. The record is from RefSeq and is a predicted model, not a curated record. Lineage: Eukaryota; Metazoa; Chordata; Actinopteri; Clupeiformes; Clupeidae.